This is a messenger RNA of Spinacia oleracea (spinach), 1030 nucleotides long. RefSeq names its product ABC transporter I family member 10. The transcript has 6 exons. Lineage: Eukaryota; Viridiplantae; Streptophyta; Magnoliopsida; Caryophyllales; Amaranthaceae. Gene Ontology annotation, molecular function: ATP hydrolysis activity; ATP binding. Gene Ontology annotation, cellular component: chloroplast envelope; membrane. The record is from RefSeq and is a predicted model, not a curated record. The coding region runs from base 141 to 932 and encodes 263 amino acids. Gene Ontology annotation, biological process: transmembrane transport.
AGUACUUAUUUUUACUUAGACGGGGACAUCAAUUUUAUGGAAAAAAAGUCACAUGAUGAAUUAAAAAUAAACCAAUGAGAAGCUAAGUUUUCAUGAGUAACUAGAGUGACCAAGAUCUUAAACCGUUAAGAGUUCCUCAAAUGAAUUUGCCCAUCCUCCUGCGCGCCUCACCACCUGUUCUUCCUCCUCUCAACUGUACCACGUCUAUUACCAGAAACGCGAGUACUGAACAGUACGCAAUAUGGGGCCAGAACUUGAACUUUUCCAUCAAAACCAAGCAAGGUGGAAGCUUGCCAAUCCUUAAGAAUUGCUCCAUUCAGAUACCCUCUGGUCAAUUAUGGAUGCUGCUUGGACCUAAUGGGUGUGGAAAAUCUACCCUUCUUAAGAUAUUGGCUGGCCUCUUGAAAACAAAUGAUGGGAAUGUUUAUGUUAAGAAGCCAAAAAGCUUUGUAUUCCAGAACCCAGAUCAUCAGGUAGUGAUGCCUACUGUGGAAGCUGAUGUUGCAUUUGGUCUCGGUAAAUUUGAUUUGACCUAUGACGAAGUUAAAUCAAGGGUUGCGAAAGCUUUGGAUGCUGUGGGCAUGUCUGAGUAUUCACAAAGGCCAGUUCAAACUCUCAGUGGUGGACAGAAACAGAGGGUAGCAAUUGCAGGUGCACUAGCCGAAGCAUGUAAAGUACUGUUGUUGGACGAGCUCACAACAUUUCUGGAUGAAAGUGAUCAGAUUGGAGUCGUAAAAGCAGUGAAGAAUUCCCUGACAAGCUCCGGAGAAGUAACAGCAUUGUGGGUAACUCAUCGUUUAGAAGAACUCGAAUAUGCAGAUGGUGCAAUUUAUAUGGAGGACGGGAGAGUGGUGAUGCAUGGCGAUCCUUCUUCAAUCUUGGAUUUUAUUAACAGACAGCAAGCCUUGUAUAUUAAUCAAAUUAAUUCCUGAUUGUUUUAUGUUUCAUAUUGUUGUAGACUUUGCAACAAUAUCAAUUGUUUCUACAAUCUGUCAAAUAUCUACUGCACUUUUCUGAUGGUGUUACUUUA